AUGUUUAAUGGUGAGGCAGCGUUUGCUGGAAACUUGAAUAACGUUGAGGCUGAAUUUAAAUUCGAACCGAAAAAUGUUCCAGAACAAUUGCAGGAUGAAACAACAAAGAUUGAUUAUCGUUUGCCCACGGCCAUAAAACCCACAUUCUAUGAUUUGUAUUUGCAUCCUGAUAUUAAAACGGGCACAUUCACGGGUCAAGAAGUAAUUACGCUUAGCGUAAUUGAGGAUACCCAAAAAAUUGUUCUGCAUUCGCAUAACUUGAAAAUUACCAGUGUUUACACACAAAGCGGUAGCGUCAAGGUGGCCAGCCAUGAAUUUGACACCGUUCGUGAAUUUUUAAUUGUCCACAUGGAAGAUGUGUUGGCAGCCGGAAGCAGUAUGCGUUUGGGCAUCAUUUUCGAAGGUGAAAUGUUGGGUAAAAUUGUUGGCUUGUAUAGUAGCUCAUAUUUGACGCCAAGUAAUGUGAAGAGAACCAUUGCCACAUCACAAUUCGAACCCACCUAUGCUCGUCAAGCUUUCCCCUGUUUCGAUGAACCCAAUAUGAAGGCUAAAUUCAGUAUUACAUUGGUAACACCAACUGGCGAUAAUUACCAUGCUCUAUCCAAUAUGAAUAUUGAGAGCACCACAUUCUUGGACGAGAACACUGAAGUUCUGUUUGCCACCAGUGUUGAAAUGAGUACCUAUUUGGCUGUUUUCAUUAUUUCCGAUUUUGUUAGUACCACCAGAACUGUAACUCCAGCUAUUGGUGAGAAAUUUGACGUUCGUGUAUUUGCAACACAACAUCAAUUGUCGAAGGCGGAAUAUGCUGCUGAUACGGCUGCUGCUGUCAUUGAUUUUUUCAUUAAUUACUAUAAGGUUGAAUAUCCUUUGCCAAAAUUGGAUAUGGCUGCCAUUCCUGAUUUCUCUUCAAAUGCCAUGGAAAACUGGGGUCUGGUAACCUAUCGUGAAGCGGCUCUCUUGUACGAUCGCAGCAUGAGUUCGACAUGGAAUAAGCAACGUGUUGCUGCUGUCAUUGCCCAUGAGUUGGCGCACAUGUGGUUUGGAUACUUGGUUACCUUGAACUGGUGGAACGAUAUGUGGCUAAAUGAAGGUUUUGCCCGCUUUAUGGAAUACAAAGCUAGCAACGCUAUUAAUCCCAGUUGGGGCUUGACCGAUCAAUUUUUGUUGCACGCCUUGCACGGUGUUAUGAAAUUCGAUUCAACCCCAGCGUCUCACCCUAUUAUUCAGACCGUAGAAACACCCGAUCAAAUUAAUGAAAUUUUCGAUACCAUCAGUUAUGAAAAGGGUGCCUCGGUUAUUCGCAUGUUGGAAGAUAUUGUCGGUUCGGAGAAAUUCGAACAAGCUGUUACCAAUUAUUUGACAAAAUACAAAUAUAAGAAUGCCGUUACCGAUGAUUUCCUUACCGAAGUGGCCAAUGUUAAUCCUGGUUUUGAUGUCAAAGCAAUGAUGCGCACCUGGACCGAACAAAUGGGUCUGCCAGUGAUCAAAGUCAAACGUACUUCUUUAACCACUUUCGAAAUAACUCAACAACGUUUCUUCUCUAAUGUUGAAGAUUAUAAUGGCAACUAUAACGAUUCUGAAUUUAACUACAAAUGGACCAUUCCCCUAACCUAUUUCUAUGACAGUGAUAAAACAGUGCGUCGUACCUGGUUGGAUUAUGAUAAAUCAUCGGUCUCGGUAAGCGUACCCAUGGGUACCAAAUGGUUGAAAUUCAACAACCACCAAGUCGGUUAUUAUCGCGUCAAUUAUGAAUACGAUAUGUGGGAAGAAAUUAUUUCGACUUUAGUUGCUACACCCGAGAAAUUCGAUAUUGCCGAUCGUGCUCAUUUGUUGAAUGAUGUUUUCGCCUUGGCCGAUGCCAGUCAAAUUUCCUAUGAAGUUGCUUUGGAUAUGACAAAGUAUUUAGAAAAAGAAUCUGACUUUGUACCAUGGUAUGUUGCCGCCACAAAACUUCAGGCUCUGCAGGGAAAUUUGAUGCAAACCGAUAUUUAUGUGGAUUAUUUGAUGUAUGCUCGUUCCUUGAUUAAUAAGGUGUACAAGGAGGUGACAUGGAAUGUCGAUGAAGACAACCAUUUGAAGAAUCGUCUUCGUGUCAGUGUAAUCACUGCUGCCUGUUCAUUGGGCUUGCCAGAUUGUCUGGAAGAAGCCUCUACCCGCUUUACCGCAUUCUUAGCCAAUCCCACCAACAAACCCGAACCUGAUCUAAGAGAAGCUAUUUACUAUUACGGCAUGCAACGAUUGGGUAAACAAAAACAAUGGGAACAAUUGUGGGACAUUUUCGUUGCCGAAAAAGAUUCCAGUGAAAAGUUGAAACUUAUGUAUGGUUUGGCUGCUAUUCGUGAACCAUGGAUCUUGAAGAGAUUCAUCGACUUAGCCUGGAACGAAGAUUAUGUACGCAGCCAAGAUUAUUUCACUUGCAUUCAGAAUAUUGCCGCUAAUCCCGUGGGAGAACCAAUUGUCUGGGAAUAUGUUCGUGAAAAUUGGCCGACAAUGGUUAAACGUUUCGGUUUGAAUGAUCGUUACUUCGGCCGAAUGAUCCCAACAAUUACUGAACGUUUCACUAGUGAAACUAAAUAUGAAGAAAUGGUAGAAUUCUUUAAUAAAUAUCCUGAAGCUGGUGCCGGUACCAAUUCACGUAAACAGGCUUUGGAAACUGUAAAAUAUAACAUUAAUUGGUUAAAGAACAAUUUGAAGGAUGUUGAGAAUUGGUUAAAUAACUAG
Musca vetustissima is the source of this 2721-nucleotide messenger RNA. Its product is annotated as glutamyl aminopeptidase. Lineage: Eukaryota; Metazoa; Arthropoda; Insecta; Diptera; Muscidae. Gene Ontology annotation, biological process: proteolysis; peptide catabolic process. Gene Ontology annotation, cellular component: cytoplasm. The record is from RefSeq and is a predicted model, not a curated record. Gene Ontology annotation, molecular function: zinc ion binding; metalloaminopeptidase activity; peptide binding. The transcript has 11 exons. The coding region runs from base 1 to 2721 and encodes 906 amino acids.